Messenger RNA from Cyclocybe aegerita, 1077 nucleotides. The record is from the annotation of a GenBank genome assembly. Lineage: Eukaryota; Fungi; Basidiomycota; Agaricomycetes; Agaricales; Hemipholiotaceae.
AUGAUGGUGGACUCGUCCGGCAAGUGCUCGGCGAACUGCGCCUUCCGAAUUCGUCACCUCGCAGGUUUGACCUGGUCUUCAUUUCAGAAUGGUACGUAUUCAAAGCCUUUCCUCUUGCGAUCAGCCAGAAAUCCUGCAAUGCCUUCGUUAAAUGCUAUCCAAACAGCAAAUUCUGCCUUCUCGCACCUCACAUCUCCACCACCAGUCGCUGUGUUCGUUGGCGGGACCUCGGGUAUUGGGGAGGGCAUGGCGAAGGCUUUUGCACGUCAGACGAAGGGCAACAGCAGCAUUGUCAUCGUUGGCAGGAAUCAAUCCGCCGCCGACCGCAUUCUCGCGUCGCUACCGCCUUCCGACGCUGGCGUAACUGUCGCCCGCGAGUUCGUCCAAUGCGACGCCACGUUGAUGAAGAACGUGCAAGAUGCAACGCGCGGUAUCCUCGAUAAGUUCCCCAAGAUCAACUACCUGGUCGUCUCCACGGGCAUCAUGACGACGGCGGGAAGGACGGAGACGGCGGAGGGAAUCGACAGGAAGCUCGCGGUGCACUACUAUGCUCGGUGGAAGUUCGUUCACGACCUCCUCCCAGCGGUUCAGGCGGCGAAGGAUGCUGGGGAGCAUGCGUCGGUCAUGACUGUCCUCGCUCCAGGAUACGGUGGCGAGAUAGACCUCAACGACCUUGCCCUCAAGAAUACCUACUCGUUGUCGAAGGUUGCCCUGGUCGCGUCGACCUACAAUGACCUGAUGUGCGAGUCUUUUGCAGAGAAAGCCUCGACCAUUCCCUUCAUUCACGCUCACCCUGGAUUCGUGCGCACACCGUUAUUCGCCAACUCUCCUUCCCUCCUCUUCAGGGUCAUCGCGCCCGUCGGGAUGGCUCUUCUUCGACCAUGGACGGUGUCAGCCGACGACUGCGCGGAAUACAUGUGGAACGCCAUCUACUCGACGGCGAAGACACCGGGCGCAUGGAGGACUGGAUUCCAUGGCGAGGACCUGGCGAAGAAGCGGUACUACGGAGAUGAAGAGCAACGGAAGAAAUUGUGGGAGCAUACCAGCGAGGUCGUAGAGGGUGCAUUGAAAUCAUAG